Molecule: messenger RNA, 2382 nt
Organism: Thermothelomyces thermophilus ATCC 42464
Lineage: Eukaryota; Fungi; Ascomycota; Sordariomycetes; Sordariales; Chaetomiaceae
Exons: 3
Coding region: 325-2340 (671 amino acids)
Biological process (GO): transmembrane transport
Molecular function (GO): transmembrane transporter activity
Source: RefSeq, a predicted model, not a curated record
UUGGGGAGCAAAUGCCAGUCUGUCCCGCCAACUUUUUUUGUAAAUUUUUCCUUCUGCCGCCAGGAGCCUUAACAACGCGGAAAACGAAAACCGCCUGCUCGGGCCCAUAGCGUGAAAGGAAGAGCUGCCGCACUUGGUUCGCAGACACUGAAGCUGGGUUCUAGGAGUUAAUAUCUUCUACUCCGUAGGACAAGACCGCGCACGUGGCGUCCAUUCUUGGCCCAGGAUCGUCCCCGGCCGAACAGACCGGGUUGGAGGAAUACAAGGCACUUGGUCUCAGCCUCUCGAACCACAGUCGCCACGGGGGCGCAUUUAAGGGCCAAAAUGACCGUCGCCGGCUCCGACCGGGUCCUCGGACCGGAGGAGAAGGACUCGGCGAUGCCAAGCAGCGAUGACACGGCCUCGUUGUCCUCCCCACCCGUCAAGCAGACUGACCCGGAGCCAUCGUCACAGCAACUGCAGGGCAACUCGGAAAAGGACGACGACGACAAUGGCUCGAAAGAAGAUAAACCCUCCAGCACGGACACUGCCGCCGCGGCCCCGGCAGCACCGGAUGCAUCGGCGGCGGCGCCCGAGGAGACGCGCACCGCCCUCCAGACGGCCGCCAUCAUCCUGGCGCUGGCGUCGGCGCUGUUCCUGGCGGCGCUGGACGUGACCAUCGUGACGGUGGCGGUGCCGACCAUCGCGCAGCAGUUCCACAGCACGGCCGGGUACACGUGGAUCGGGUCGGCAUACAUGCUGGCGACGGCGGCGGCGGCGCCCGUGUGGGGCAAGAUCUCGGACAUCUGGGGCCGCAAGCCCAUCAUGCUCAUCGCCGUCGCCGUCUUCUGGGUCGGCUCCCUCCUGAGCGCCGUCAGCGUCAACAUGACCAUGCUCAUCGUCGCCCGCGCCCUCCAGGGCGUCGGCGGAGGCGGGAUCGUCAUCCUCGUCAACAUAUGCAUCAGCGACUUGUUUUCGAUGAGAAAGCGGGGGGUCUACUUUGGCGUCAUGGGCAUGGUGUGGGCGGUGGCGUCCGCCGUCGGCCCCGUCCUCGGGGGCGUCUUCACCAGCAAGGUGACGUGGCGGUGGUGUUUCUACAUCAACCUGCCCAUCUCCGGGGUCGGCAUGGUCGUGCUGGCCCUGGUGCUCAAGCUGCACAACCCGCGCACGCCGAUGCGGCAGGGGCUGGCGGCCGUCGACUGGCUCGGGUCGCUGACCAUCGUGGGCGCCACCCUCAUGUUCCUGCUCGGGCUCGAGCUCGGCGGCGUGACGCACCCCUGGGGCUCGCCGACGGUCGUCUGCCUGCUCGUCUUCGGCAUUGUCACGGCCUGCAUCUUCGUCGCCAUCGAGUGGAAGGUGGCCGAGUUCCCCCUGGUGCCCGUGUACCUGUUCGCCAAGCGCUCCAGCGCCGCGUCGCUCGGCGUCGGCGCCCUGCAGGGCAUCGUCUUCAUCUCGGGCAGCUACUACCUCCCGCUCUACUUCCAGGCCGUCCUCGGAGCCUCGCCGCUCAUGUCGGGCGUCUAUAUCCUCCCGUGGGUCAUGUCCCUCUCCCUCACGUCCGCGGCCACGGGAAUCAUCAUCAAGAAGACGGGCAGGUACCUGCCCUGCAUCAUCUUCGGCAUGGCCGUCAUGACGCUCGGCUUCGGCUUGUUCACCGACCUGGAGCCGCGGGCGAACUGGGCCAAGAUCGUCAUCUUCCAGCUCAUCGCCGGCACGGGUGUCGGGCCCAACUUCCAGGCGCCUCUGAUCGCCCUCCAGACGACGGUUGAGCCGCGCGACAUGGCCGCCGCGACGGGGACGUUUGCCUUUAUCCGGCAGCUCUUCACCUCCAUCUCCAUCGUCAUCGGCAGCGUCGUGUUCCAGAACGGGAUGGAGCGGCAGUUACCGCGGCUGGUCGAGGAGGUCGGGGCGGAGGCGGCGCGCCUGCUGUCGGGCAGCAACGCGGCGUCGAGCGUGGGGCUGGUCGGCAGGCUGCCGGAGCCGCAGCGGCGGGUGGCGCGCGAGGCCUACUUCGACAGCCUGCGCAACAUGUACGUCAUGUACGUCGCCUUUGCCGGGCUCGGCCUCCUCGUCGCCUGCCUCGUCGGCUCGCGCCAGCUCAGCAAGGUGCACACCGAGCACAAGACGGGCCUGCACCACAUGAAGAAGCGGUCCAGGAAGGAGGAGGACGACGACGACGACCGGGAGGCCCGCCCCGGCCAGGCGGCGGGCGGGGACGAAGAGAAGGGCGGCUUGUGGUCCGAGGGGGUCGUCGGGGACGUUUCUGGAAGUUCUUCCGACGGUCCUGUUGGAAGCGGGAGCGGGAGCGGGAGCGGGAGCGGGAGCGAAGGAACGAAAGGGCCGCACUCGGGCAAAGAGUAAGUGAAUCUCUUCCAUGUAUUAAUGUUGAAUUAUCAAUCCCUA